AUGUCUGAUGAUUGUAAUGAAAAUUAAUUCCCAACAUAAAAUGUUUCAUAUGUAUUAUCCCAAUCUGGUCUCUAAAUUCUUAAUGGUCUUUAAGGAAUAUUUGUGAAAUAAAAAUUUGAGGCUUUAGAGGUCUUAUUAGGUUGUGAUUUUCCAAACGUUUACAAAGUAUUUGCCAUAGACUCCAAUGGAGUAAAAAUAGGUCAGUUUCCAUUAUUUAAAUGUAAAGAAAUAAGUAAUUGUUGUGUUCGAAAUUUUCUUCCUGGAGACUGUCGUCCUUUCUAAAUGCAAGUUAGUAAUAAUUUAGGUCAAGUAGGCUAAGUAGGCUUUGAAAAAUCUAUGUUUAUGAUUCUUGAAAGACCUUUUAAAUGUACUUGCUGUUGUUUAAAUAGACCUAUUUUAGAUGUUAAUAUAGUGGAAAACGGUAGUUCAUAAAAUGGUGUUAUUGGUAGGAUUUUUAGUCCAUGCUUAGUUUGUAGUCUAGGUGUGGAUAUAUAAGAUGCACAAGGAAAUCUGAAAUAUUAAAUUGAAGGUAAUAUCUGUCAAGCAGGUAUUUGCUGUAAAGCAUUACCAUGUGACAGCUGUUAAACUGUAAAUUUAGAACUAAAAGGACCAGAUGGAAAUAUAAUUUCUUAAAUCACUAAAACUACAGCUGAUUGUUUAAUAUCUUAUAUAUCAGAUACUUCGAAUUUUUAAGUAUAAUUUCCUACAGAUGCUUCAGCAGAAGAUAAAGCACUUAUAUUAUCAGCAACUUUAUUUUUAGAUUUUAUGUAUUUCGAAGAAAAUAAUUAAAAUAGAAAUAGAGUAGAUGAUUGA
Ichthyophthirius multifiliis is the source of this 813-nucleotide messenger RNA. Its product is annotated as scramblase family protein, putative. Gene Ontology annotation, biological process: plasma membrane phospholipid scrambling. Gene Ontology annotation, molecular function: phospholipid scramblase activity. The transcript has a single exon. Gene Ontology annotation, cellular component: plasma membrane. The record is from RefSeq and is a predicted model, not a curated record. NCBI's taxonomy places the organism in Eukaryota, Ciliophora, Oligohymenophorea, Hymenostomatida.